AUGCCGUCCCCCAUCCUCCCACUCUGCCUUCCCACCAGGCAUCGCUGUGGUGACCCUCAACCGCCCUGCGGCCCGCAACGCCAUGAGCAGACAGCUUCUGGCAGAUCUUAUACAGACCACCUUACUGCCACCUCCCUCCUGUUAUUCACACUGCCCCUCUUCCACACACCCCAACCCUCCUCCCCUCCACCCCUUGCCACCUUACAUUCCCGUCUCCCCCUUGCGUCUGUCCCUCCAGGCAUCGCUGUGGUGACCCUUAACCGCCCUGCGGCCCGCAACGCCAUCAGCAAACAGCUGCUGGCAGAUCUCUUGGAGGCCAUGGCGGAAGUAAGGGGAGAUGGGGGAGCUGGGGGGGUGGAGCGAGCAGGGAAAGCAGAGGGUGCAGUGGCAGGGACGCAGCAGGAGCAGACGGGGAAAGCAGCAGUGCGAGUUGUGAUAAUAAGGAGCGCAGUGGAUGGAGUGUUUUGCGCAGGGGCAGACCUCAAGGAGCGCAAGGGCAUGACACAGGAAGAGGCGGAAGCAUUUGUCAGCAGUCUCAGGGAAGCGUUCACUGACCUUGAGAACCUGCCUGUACCAACAGUGGCAGCAGUUGAGGGAGCAGCACUGGGCGGGGGACUGGAAAUGCUUCUAGCUUGUGACAUCAGAGUGGCAGGCUUCAAUGCCCGGUUUGGCCUGCCAGAGACAUCGCUUGCCAUCAUUCCCGGGGCGGGAGGCACACAGCGGCUACCACGCCUCGUCGGUGCAUCUCGAGCCAAGGAGCUCAUUUUCACGGCUCGGGUUGUGCGAGCUGACGAGGCACUCUCUCUCGGUAUUGUGAGCCACUGUGUGCCUGCGGGAACUGCACACGACACAGCCCUUGAAAUCGCAAGAACCAUCCAGCGCAAU
Messenger RNA from Closterium sp. NIES-65, 885 nucleotides. The record is from the annotation of a GenBank genome assembly. NCBI's taxonomy places the organism in Eukaryota, Viridiplantae, Streptophyta, Zygnematophyceae, Desmidiales, Closteriaceae.